AAUAAUAUUAAAAAAAAAAAAGAAAUAAAUAAUCUUAAUAAAUUAAAAAUGAAUAAAACUAUUGUUUUUGCUCUGCUCCUUCUUACUUCCUCUUGCGUUUUCUGCUAGUAAGAAAAUGAUGAAUAAAUCAAACUGAUCGAAGAUAUCUCCUAAAUGAAAGAAUAUUUCUAGAAACUUUCUCAAUCUCAAAUUUAAUUCCAACUAUUCUAACUUGCCUAAAAAUAUGAUAUCAAUCUUAAAGCUUUGAUGGAACUUCUAAAUCUUGACUAAGAAAAUCAACGUUUCCUACAACAUAAAGACAAAAAUCAUAAUCAUCAUGCAUAGGGUAAUCACUAAGAUAACAAUAACCAAAAUUAACAUAAAAAUGAUAAAGAUGAUAAUGGAAAGCGCACUCUACAAAUAGUGAGUAGCAAUAACAACAGCAACAAUAAUAACAAUAAUGGCAGCAAUAACAACAAUAAUGGCAACAACAAUAACAAAAAUAACGGCAGCAAAGAUAACCACAACAAUGAUUAAAAUAAAGAUAAUAAAAAUAACAAAUCAAACCAUGAUAACAAUAAUGAUAAAAAUAAAGAUGACAAGAAUAAUGAUAAGGAUAAAGAUAAUAAUCACAAAAAUGAUAACAAAGAUAAUAAAAGCGGAAAUCAUAACAAAGAUGAUGAUAAGAAGAACAACGGAAAGCGCUUCCUUCAAAUAGUGAAUAGUAAUAGCAAUAAUUAAAAUAACAAUGGCAAUAACCAUAGCCAAAAUGAUAACAAAAACAACAAAGAUGAUAAUAAAAACAAAAAAGGAAAUUAAGACUAGAAAAAAGAUAAUAACAAAAGCAACAACCAAAAUAACCAAAAUGAUAAUAACAAUAAUGAUCAUCAUGAUAAUAAAGGUAAAGAUUAAAAUGAUAAAGAUAAACACAACAAUGGAAAAUGA
Molecule: messenger RNA, 924 nt
Organism: Tetrahymena thermophila SB210
Lineage: Eukaryota; Ciliophora; Oligohymenophorea; Hymenostomatida; Tetrahymenidae
Exons: 1
Source: RefSeq, a predicted model, not a curated record